Messenger RNA from Seminavis robusta, 399 nucleotides. The record is from the annotation of a GenBank genome assembly. Lineage: Eukaryota; Bacillariophyta; Bacillariophyceae; Naviculales; Naviculaceae.
AUGGCAAGCGAUUAUGUUUUGGCCAGUAGUGAUGAUGCUGAAUCUCGUCGGGAUGAAGAGAUACCAGAUUAUUAUGAGCCAAUUGAUGAUAAUGACCCAGCUCCUCUGCCAGAGUUGUCAGAAGCGAUUGUGAUAAUGCAACAUGAGGCCUUCGAUAAGUACAUUGCAACUCGUGUUUGUGUUCCACAGGGAGACCAAAUGUCUUAUGUCACAGUCACCAAGCGCAAGAGGAACCCAGAUGGAAAACUGAUUGGUCUCUCGAAUUCUAACCCAUUGCUUGAUACUUCCAUUUAUGAGGUGGAGUCUGACAGUGGCGAGACGAGGCCUACUCGGCAAAUCUAUGUGCAGGAGUCUAUCAUGUCGUGUCAGUGGAUGAUGUCAGGCUACACUUUGUAUUGA